AUCCGCCAUUUUCUUGACCGUGGACAGACACCAAUUUCAAUAUUUUAUAACUUUUUGACGAUUUGGGUAAAAUAAGGACCAGAGUACCAUUUUUUAGGACCUCCUGAAUACGUCUCUCAAAUUUCUUUGCAAUCUGUUCAGCAGAAAAGAAUAAAGAUAUGAUCUCGUUUCUAGGGAUUAUUUUAGAGACUGUCGAGUGUUUGAUUUUUAUAAUGUUCACAUUGUUGGGUGAAGUAAACUUGUGGACAUUUGAUGACAAUAUUAAUAUAAAGAGUACAGAUUUUGGGGCAUUUCGUUACCAUGAUAAACGUAUCGAUAGCUUUUAUGAAGAAGGGAAAAGAUCCUAUUGUCAAAAACGUGGUAUGAUAUAUGUACCAACAAAUAAAAAAGGAAACAAGUUAAAAGAUUCUAUUAAAUAUUUAGAGGAACAAUUGAAAGACAAUUCAAUUAUAUAUUGUCAAUGGUAUGAUGACUGUGUGUUACAAUUAAUGUUGACUAAUGCCUUAAUAAUACAAAUACAAGUUAACAUUGCUACUGGUGAUAUAUACAAAAUAACUUUUGACAAAUAUCUGAUAGGAAAACUUUUAGAGCACAUAUCAGAUGUGAUAAUCACUAAAAAUUAUAUAUUUUGCACCUAUAAUGAUAACCAAGUCACUCAUAUACAUUUCACAAGAUCAAAACGACAUGUUUUUGACAAAAUUAACAAACUUGAACCAAAAUUAUCUACAAUUGAUUUGUUUGGACCUAAUGGUCGGAGGUUGGACAAAAAAAUACAAACCAAUAAAUGCGGUGAUUUGAUACUAAUUUGGUGGAAAUCCACUAUUAACGAAGUUUAUCCUUGGAGUCCAGCUGUAAAAGAACAUGACCGUGCAAAUAUACAUCUUUACCGUCUAAUAGGAGCAAAAUUAGAAUUAAUUUGUUAUAUACGUAGUGAAUUUGAUCCAUUGUGCAUAAUGUUUGAUACUAGUAAUGAUAAUAUUAUUCAUUCUGUAGAACAAAAAGUAUCAAGGAAGGGGGAGGUGACUGUAGAAUGGCGUACAUAUGAAAUUUCCCAGCAAGAUAAACUUCAAAGGAUAGCAAUGGUCUCUGUGCCUUUACCCACACAUACAAGUUGUGUAAAAUUUUCACCUACUCAGGAACUGUUGUUAUUAUGUUGCAUAGAUGGUUCUGUUAUAAUUUAUGAUCAAACUAGAGCUACUACUACCAAUGUAAAGGCAGCUUUUAUACCAACAUUAGCAUCAUGGCACAGUGAUGGAGUAAUAUUUGUUGUUGGAAAUGACAAAGGUCAAUUUCAACAUUUCGAUAUUUCUUUGUCUUGUAUUAAAAUCCAGACAUUAAGCGAAGAAGCAACACAAACUGCCAUUCUUGACUUAUCAUCAUAUUUUAGAAUUCAGCCAGCAUUACUACGUAUGGAAUGGAAUAAAAAAAAUGAUUUGAAUAGUUACGUCGAUUUACAUAAUCGAGGAAAUUCUCUAUUAUUAUUAAUUUUUCAACGAGGUCCUAUAGGUGUCAUAAAAAUGUUGGAAGGAAAUUCGUUUACCGGUGAUGUACUGGUCAAGAGAUAUUUGUCUUUAUCUCAAGUUGAACAAGCAACUUCUUUAUUAUUGGCUAUGAAUUGGGAUACUCAUCCGCGCGCAUGCAUGCAUGCACUAAAUCAAAUUUUGAAUUACCUAUUUAAGUUACCUUUGACGACGGAACAUGAAAAUCUUAUACAGAAUGCAUUGGGUAGUUUUCACGUGCCAAUUAAACCAAUAAGUCAAGUUAUUGAAGAAGAAUAUGGAGAUGAAAUAAGAGAUUUAACAAGACGAUUUUUCCAUCAUUUAUUAAGGUAUCACAUGUUUGAAAAAGCCUUUAGACUUGCUAUAGAUUUAAAUGAUCAUGACCUUUUUAUGGAUAUACAUUUUUAUGCAUUAGUUGUAAAUGAUACAGCAAUGGCCACCGCAGCUAAAGAAAAUGCUGAACGUAUACUAAGUAGAUCAAACAGUUGCAGUAGUUCACAUUCCACAUGCUCUAGAGCAUCAUGUUCAUUGUGCUCUGAUUCAUCAAGUGAUAAAGGGGAGUCUUGUAGCGAUGAAAGUGAAAAUUCCUCUAAGGAGAAUCAGACUGAUACAAAACACUCUAAACAUCAUAAUUAUAAGAAAGAAUCCAUCAGUCAAAUUCCACCUUUACCAGUUCUCCAUCCUCAUUCCCCUAAUAAAAAUUUAUUGCCUACAUCAUUCACUGAUGCUUCGCCUGGCGAAAAAAAUAAUUGUACCAUGGAAUCAACAUCUUUCAGUAUACCCAAUAAUACUCUUACCACAACUUCCUUUAACCAUUCACAACAUUUUUCACUUUCAAAUACAUUUUUUACAACAACAUCAUUCAAUAAAUCGCUAUAUAAAACUCAUACACAACAAACACCAACAACCACAAUACUCUCUAACAGUAGUUCACAGUGUUUUAAUAACAUCUCUGAUGACCUAAUGACAACUUCGUUUGGAAGUCUAUCUUUACACGAACGGAAAACAUCAUCUAAUCGACUUACUGAAAAUUCCAUAGACACUAAACAAUUAAAUAAUGUUCUUCUUGAUGAAAUGCAAUAUCCUCUUGAUAAUGCAUGUACCGAUACAAUGACACAAAAUUUAGUAGGGGAAAACAGUUUUAUGUCAACUCCUUUCAACAAUCCAACAUAUGAACCAGUUACACCAAAUGUUUCUUCCGAUUUAUUAAGGUCCUCAUUAGAUAAUAUAGAUAAUAAUAUUAUGUCUACAUCUUUUGGUGCAGACAUUUCAAAUCAAUAUAACAAUUCAUUUAGUAAUUUAAUAAACAGCAAAUCUGAUUCAACUGUUUCUUUGUCUCCUUUAAAAAGUACAAAAACAUCUGUUACAGUGAAUGACUUUACAUCAAAAACACAUGCUGAUUCCAUUGCAACAAACAAAUUAACAUCUAAUUUUCAAAAUAAUCACAGUAAUCUUGUAUCAACUUCAUUUAAUUUUCAAAAUAAUCAAGUACAAGAUUCUUGUAAUAGUAGUGCAAUAAGUUUUAACAAUGAAGAAAAUCAUGGCAUUAUCAAAUUACAACAACCUUUUGUGGAAAAGAAACAGGUGGACUUUAAUAUCCCACCACUACCAUCUUCUCUAACAAAUUCAUUUACAAAUUACUUUCAAAAUCUUCCAAGAAAAAAUCUUCCUCUAUCUAGAAGUACAUCUGGAUUAGCAGAUAUUGAUGAAUCUGUUCAAAAGUUUACAUCUACUAGGUCAAGAAAUGUCGCAUCACAUUUGUUACAAAAACAAAAUUCCACAUCUAAUAUUUUACAGGAUCAACACAAAUACAGUAAUGUUAAACCUUCCAGAUACAGACUUAAUUAUGAUUUUGAUUAUAUUGCAUUUCAUGGAAGUUGUGAUAAUAUUGAUGUACAUUCCUCGACUAAUAACAUAGAACUAGGUAGUUCACAAUUCUCUUCUAUGUACAGUGUACAAAACAGGUUUGAUAAACAUUCAAAAUUAGUGUCAUCACCAAAUAGUACAAACAGUAGUAUUAAUAAACAUUUUAAAGUAUCUUCUAAUGUACCACCGCUUCCCAUUAUAUCUACUUCUACUCCUAUACCCUGUUCCCCUUUUUCUACCACCACAGAUACAACACCCGCAACAAAUGAAAAACCAAAGGUUAAAUUUUCAGAUACAGUAACGCAUAUAUUGGUACCUGGCACGGGUCAAUCACAUAAGCAAAAACGUUCUACAAUCACUCAAGUGCAUUUAACUGAUCCAAAACGCGAAUUAUCAGAAAGUCUUCCAUUGUGUUUUGAAGAUUAUCUUAAGGAUUUUCAAUCAAAAGAUGACACAAAUGACAAAGUAAAAGAAUCUUUAAGAUCAGAAGAAGGGUCUAAAAUAAAAGUUGUACAUUUUGGACUUUUAUAAAUAAAGGUUUUAGAUUUUAAUAGAGAAAGUAUAUAAAAUUGUAUUUACAUAUAUUUAAAUUUUUUAUAAUGACAUGUAUACACCUAUGCCGUAUGUAAUUUUGAUACAAUAAAAUUUUUAUUAAUUACA
This is a messenger RNA of Osmia bicornis bicornis, 4025 nucleotides long. It is a transcript of the gene frtz, whose product is annotated as WD repeat-containing and planar cell polarity effector protein fritz. The record is from RefSeq and is a predicted model, not a curated record. Gene Ontology annotation, molecular function: protein binding. Gene Ontology annotation, cellular component: axonemal basal plate. Gene Ontology annotation, biological process: nervous system development; establishment of protein localization; cilium organization. Lineage: Eukaryota; Metazoa; Arthropoda; Insecta; Hymenoptera; Megachilidae.